AUGACGAUGAUGACCAUGAACGGCAAGCAACACUUCUCCAUGCACCCGGCCCUGCACGAGCCCAAAUAUCCCGGCCUGCACUCAGGCUCGGAGAGCAUGCGCAGAGUCUGUCUGCCGGCCCCGCAGCUGCAGGGCAAUAUAUUCGGAGGCUUUGAUGAGAGCCUGCUGGCACGGGCUGAAGCUCUGGCGGCUGCUGACAGCAUUGUCUCUCAAGGCAAGAGCCACCCGUUCAAACCAGACGUGACUUACCAUACCAUGAGCAGUGUCCCCUGCACCUCAGCUUCCUCUUCCUCCUCCACCACCGUGCCCAUCUCCCACCACCACCACCACCAUCACCACCUGGGACAGACCCUGGAGGCUGGGGACCUCCUGGAUCACCUAUCCACCAGCCUGGCCGUGUCUGGGAUGGGCGCUCCAGAGCCCCCAGGGAUGACUGCGACCUCGCACCACCACCAGCACCCGCACCACCACCUGCAGACCAUGGGACAGCUCCAUCAGGCGAUGGCCACCAUGGCCCAUCCUCACUCCCUGUCCGUGCACGGAGGCAUGGCCUGCGUCAGCGACGUGGAGUCCGAUCCACGGGAGUUGGAAGCAUUCGCGGAGCGCUUCAAGCAGCGCAGGAUUAAGCUCGGAGUGACCCAGGCGGACGUCGGCGCAGCAUUGGCUAACCUCAAGAUCCCAGGCGUGGGGUCGCUCAGCCAGAGCACUAUCUGCAGGUUCGAGUCCCUCACCUUGUCCCACAACAACAUGAUCGCCCUCAAGCCGGUCCUGCAGGCCUGGCUGGAAGAAGCCGAGGCUGCGCACCGGGAGAAGAGCAGCAAGCCGGAUCUUUUCAACGGCAGCGAGAGGAAAAGGAAGCGCACGUCCAUCGCUGCGCCGGAGAAGCGCUCGUUGGAGGCGUACUUCGCCAUCCAGCCUCGGCCCUCGUCGGAGAAAAUCGCGGCCAUCGCCGAGAAAUUGGACCUUAAAAAGAACGUGGUUCGAGUGUGGUUCUGCAAUCAGCGGCAGAAACAGAAGCGAAUGAAGUACUCGGCGGUGCACUGAGUUCUUCCCACCAACAUCAUGAAUAAAAUAGCCUACUACAUUUUUGAUUGAGUGAUUAAUAAUAACCCGAGUAGCCCUAACAAACAGGGAUUCAUCAGCAUCUCUGGGAUCGUUUCCAAAAAUGACUUUACCCAUUUUUGUGUCACUCACUUUGCAUUGUUGCACUUUUUCGGAUUCUGCUGUUGAGAUGGCAUAUUUGUUUCUUUUAAAGGGAUUUUUGAUGUUAUUGAUAAUGUAGUCUUCACACGCUGCGAAGGGCUUUUAUUUUGAACUCUCACAUUUCUUGUCCAUGGAGCCCAACUGGACUUUUUCCCCCUUACAACAAAUAACAAAACUGACUCUGUGAUCUCCACUUCAUAUAUCCAUAAAUACUCACACAAUCAUGUCUUCACCUGUGGAGCCUUUACGAUAUAAAUGUUCCAUGGUUUCACAUUUUAACCACUAAAUUCUUCGAAUGAAGCCGCUCUCUUUGUGAACUGUGAGUGAUCGUGAUUUACGCACAAAAGCGAGUCUUCAUCACAAGGUAUAACACUCUGUUCGUCUUGAAUUAUUAAGAAAUGGAAAUGACACCGUCAU
Messenger RNA from Gambusia affinis (western mosquitofish), 1620 nucleotides. It is a transcript of the gene pou4f3, whose product is annotated as POU class 4 homeobox 3. Gene Ontology annotation, biological process: regulation of transcription by RNA polymerase II. Bases 1 to 1044 code for a protein of 347 amino acids. The transcript has 2 exons. The record is from RefSeq and is a predicted model, not a curated record. Gene Ontology annotation, molecular function: DNA-binding transcription factor activity, RNA polymerase II-specific; RNA polymerase II cis-regulatory region sequence-specific DNA binding. Lineage: Eukaryota; Metazoa; Chordata; Actinopteri; Cyprinodontiformes; Poeciliidae.